This is a messenger RNA of Mesorhabditis spiculigera, 2292 nucleotides long. The record is from the annotation of a GenBank genome assembly. NCBI's taxonomy places the organism in Eukaryota, Metazoa, Nematoda, Chromadorea, Rhabditida, Rhabditidae.
AUGGAAGCUGGAGACACGGUCUAUGUACGCGCAAACUGUCUGCGAGAGCAAUCGGUCUUCCCCAGCACGACUAUGCCUAAGACCGAGGUGCAAAUCGAUUGGGAGACGGCACCGGCCCAUGAGGGACACGCGUUGGAUGCAGCACCGGCUUUUCCUUCAGAUGGUCGACAACAGUGUACAUAUAGUGGUUUCGGCCAGACUUUUACACCAAGGAUUGACGUUGAAGUGAGCGAAAAUAAUCAAUCGAGAUCGGGCGUGUCUUUUUGUACGGACGAUAACGUGAACUUCCCACUUCAGAAUCGAAGCAGUCAACGAAGAAUAGUGGCUGUCGUCGAGCCCGAUAGUGAUUUGGACGAGCAGGCCGCGAAGUACUGGAUUGAGCCUAAGGAACGCAACGGAGCGGACGCCGUUUCUACGCACGCAUUCCAAGAGCAGCAACAUUUGCAAAUCUCACCAACGGCGCCGGCUGUUCCUCCGGAGAAUAGGUUUCAACAGUCGUUCAACGUCUUUGCGGCGGAACCUCAGCAGAGUGUGGAUGCAAGGUCUUCUGCUCGUGGCGGCCAGCCGUCGUCGCAAGUUCCCUUUUCGGGAGGCGAGAACCCACCAACAGCUACUCCAAACUGGUUACAAUGCGUUGAGCAGGAAACUCGGGCGGGUGUGGCUGAAGGAGUGCAAGCUCAAAUUCCAAUGUUGCCAAACAGACCUUCCCUACACGCUGAAAUAGCGAUUGGCGUUGACAUGAGUGCAACGUCCUUCGUAUCUGAAAUACAACCGCUAGCUGAGGCGCGACAAAACGCCGGAGAAAACACCUUUGGCGAGUCUACACUUGACGACCACGUCAACAUUCACGAAGUUUCGUUGCAACCAACAUCGCCUAUGCGACCUUGCACAACAUCAACUCCGGAUGGACAAGAUCUCGAGGCUGCGCUGAGUUCGCCGUUGGAGCCGAACAUCAGGCCGGAAGUGAAGUCUUGGAUGCAGUUCGUGCCGCCGAAGCUAAGGCCCGAGGAUCGCGUCUUUUUGUCGGCUGAGGAGUAUGGAGCGGUGCCUGAAGAGAUACUCGCCGGUCACCUGACUAAUUAUAAAAGAAAAUCGCCGGAGUUCGAGAACCAGAACGUCCCUUCGGUUGAGCUUUCUUCGAAGAACCUUACAACCCUCGAUGACGUCCUAAAUGCUGCGGUACGAAACUCUGGUGACGGCGCAAGACUUCACUCCUUCGCCGACUGCGGUAACAUGGGCAAAGCAUUUUGGAACCAUCUUCGCCAAUAUUCCCAUGACCCAUCACCAACUGAUGUUCAAAAGUUGUCUUAUCCGGUUCUAAAAGAGAAGCGAAGCGCCUGCAUUUGUGCUCCGAUUUGUAGUGGGAAGACUGUCGGCGUGUUGCUCCCGAUCCUGGAGGCAAUAGCUAAUCACAAAAAUCCGUUGUGUAUUUUUCUCGUGGAUACGUGCGACCAUGGCGAGAGGUUGCUCAAGAUUCUCAAGGACAUAAUCAAGAAUUUCGAAACUGAAAAAGCUCCGCUCUCGAUUGGCUACUUCAUCGGAGACGAGAGUCACUCGGAUGCAGCACAACAGCUCGAAGAACGGAUCGCUUGCGACAUUGCCUUGAUUUCGCCAGAGAAGCUAUUCAACAUUUUCGAAGGACGCGCUACGAUGGAUCUCAUCGAUCUUCAAUACAUCGUGUUGGAUGAAGCAGACGAGUUUUUCUCGAUGGGGCAUCACGUGGAAGAGAUGGGCCUCCUCAACAAAGAGCUCCAGCGCUGCCGGCAGCUCAAGGGUGAUAACUACCUGCCUUGCCUUGCCCUUACGACUACCACGCCCUGUAAGGCUGACAACGAUCUUCGUAGGGCGUGCAUUAGGAUCUCUUGCCCUGAUGAACAGCGGGACCGAAAUUUGCGGUUGAUUGCUUCCGCCGAGGUUGCGGUCAUCGUCUCGACGUAUUCAAUGGCCCGCGGGAUUGAAAGUGCCCGUUUCAACCACGUGAUCCUCUAUGAUGAGCCAGACUGCCAUUGGAACUCCUACAACCAUCUCUUGAAGGCGUUUGGAAGUUGCGACACCACCGGAAGAGUGUCCAUUUUUUACGAUCCAUCGGGCGAUGACGGCCUAGGAAAAUGGAAAAUGCUUUACCGGAAGUUAUGUACAUAUGGCCAAAAAGUUCCACGGGUCCUCCACGAGCGCUAUUUUGAACCGAAAUUUGAGAUGGCCGAAGAACAGCAGAAACCGAGGCGCGCCAACGAUCCGGAUCAAAUAACAGAAGACGAGGCCGAUUAUUCGGAAUCUAGCAACGAACUGAAU